Molecule: messenger RNA, 4807 nt
Organism: Ictalurus punctatus (channel catfish)
Lineage: Eukaryota; Metazoa; Chordata; Actinopteri; Siluriformes; Ictaluridae
Gene: epb41b
Product: erythrocyte membrane protein band 4.1b
Exons: 26
Coding region: 159-4088 (1309 amino acids)
Biological process (GO): cortical actin cytoskeleton organization
Cellular component (GO): cytoskeleton; plasma membrane
Molecular function (GO): cytoskeletal protein binding
Source: RefSeq, a predicted model, not a curated record
CUCUUUGCCCUUAUCUGAGCUGUAACGUCAUGGAAGCUUCGGUUGAGUUGCGACCUGAGUCCUCACUGAGUUCUAGAGUAAGCAAAUGAAGUGAGAGCUAAUGAAGAUUUCACUUGACCAGAUAAGCUUAUAAAAAUCAGUGUUGAAGAAGAGUAAAGAUGGCGAUGUUCCGUUACCGAGUUAUACUUUUGGACGACAUGAUCAUUGCGAGGGACCUGGAGAAAAAAGCAGUGGGCCAGGUUCUGUUUGAUAAAGUCUGUGAGUAUCUCAACCUGCUGGAGAGGGACUAUUUUGGCCUGGCAGCAUGGGAUUCGUCCAACAACAAGGUGUGGCUGGACCUUUCUAAACAGGUUCACAAGCAGAUCAUAAGUCCUGAUGCUACAUUUACAUUCAGUGUCAAGUUUUACCCACCUGACCCUUCUGUAUUGGCUGAGGACAUCACAAGAUACUUACUGUGUCUUCAGCUAAGGACAGACAUCCUGACUGGCCGUCUGCACUGUCCAUCAGAUAUGUUGACAGUUUUGGGAUCAUACGUGAUCCAGUCGGAAUUUGGGGAUUAUAAUCCUGAGUUACAUGGGAAAGAGUUUUUCAGUAAUAUUCCCCUCGCACCAAGUCAGACUCCAGAGCUGGAAGAGAAUGUGACAGAGCUGCAUCGUACACUCAAACCUAUGAGUCCUGCUGAAGCAGAUCAGCUUUUCCUAGAGAAUGUCAAGACGCUCGACCUGUACGGAGUACACCUGCAUCCUGCCAAGGAUGCCAGUGGAGAAGAUGUGAUGCUGGGGGUAUGUGCUGAUGGUCUAGUGGUGUAUGAGGAUGAGGAAAAGACACUGAGUUUCAACUGGGCAAGAGUUCUGAAUAUGACUUACACACGCAGCAACUUCCAUCUCAGGAUUUUUGACUCAGAGGAUGGAUCUGAAAAUACCAUCAAAUUCAUCCUGCCCAGCUACCGUGCCUGCAAAUGCCUGUGGAGAAAUGCUGUGGAGCAUCAUGCCUUCUUCAGGAACCGAGACAAGGCCCCAGAGGGACUGUUACGCUUGGGUUCUAGGUUUCAUUUCCAUGGGCGCACUCAAGCAGAAUCUCUAGAAGCCAGCUCCACCACCAAGAGACCAGCUCCACACUUCUCACGCUCAGCCAUCAAGAGAAAAGCAAAAGAGAGAAGCCUUGUGGCUUUGAAGCGCCCAAACCGAACUGAGGUUGACGAUUGGUUCCAAGUGCUUGGCUCUGAUGAAUCAUGGCCUACUACUGGCCCAGUGUCCCUGCAGUCCUCUCAAGCUGAAGAGCAGAGAGAAGAGCUGGAGUGGAAAGAAGGAACCUCAGAGAAGAGUAUAAGGGUUGUCAAAAUAAGACAAGAGGUUCAGGCUGUGACAGAACAACAUGAGGAACUGGAAAUGGAAAGAAACCUAAUGAGGCUAGAUAUGCACACAGACAAGGACAAACUAACAGGUGGAGAGAUCCUUGCUUAUAAAGAAAGAGAGGAAGUGGAUGAGCAGGAUAACGAGUGGUUUCAUCUGUUGGGUGGGCGCUCCUUUCACACUCAGCAUUCUUUGUCAUCCUUAUCUCCAGAUACUGGCAUUAUGGAAAGUGCUACAUUGCAGCUUUGGAAACUGCAAGCUGAUGAUUGGUAUGUCCUCCUCGAACCCCGUACUUAUCAGCCCACUUUUUGGACCCUGAAGAACCUAUCAUUGUCCCUGCAGUCCUCUCAGGCUAAAGAGCAGAGAGAAGAGCUGGAAUGGAUAGGAGGAACCUCACAGAAGAGUAUAAAGGUUGAGGCUGUGAUUGAACAGCAUGAGGAACUGGAAAUGGAAAGAAACAUACUGAGACCAGAUGCUGUUGGAGAAAAUCUAGAGUUGGAUAUUGAAGGCAAUGAGCAAAUACUAAAAGUUAUGAGGGAAAAAAUAGUACAAGAUGGGGAUGUGGAGGAAAUACAAACAGUAGUAAUGUAUGAGCAGAGAGCACAAGAAGUAGAAACUUAUACUGGACAAUCUCAGAAGGUUUUUGUUGAACAAAGAAUGAGAGGGAUGGAAGGAGUAGACACAGUACAUGAAUUGAUGUUAAAGACAAGGCAGGUAGUGUCUGAGGAAAAUAUAGAGGAGUUAGAGGAAACAUUACAAGAAGUGGAGAGUAUUGAACAAAGACUGCAGGACAUAGAAAGGCUGAAAGUCAGAUUACAGGAAGUAGAAAUUUUGGAGCAAAAACUAGCAAAAGUGCAGCAGGCAGGGAGACAACGAGGGGAGAGCGACGACUGGUACAUUUUGCUGGAGCACAAACUGAUGGAAUCUUCAGCACCUGCAAGAAUAUUAAGAGUGGAAACUUCUGAACAAAAGCUGCAGGAUAUUAAACAGAAAAUACAAGAACGAGAAGAGAGAGGUGACUGGUACCUUUUGCUGGAUCGCAAACCCUUGUUGGUAUCUUCAGCAAAUGCAGCGAUUGAUAUCCAGUCAUCUUCUGUACAUAUGGCAGAGGAACACAAUAACUUGGGCGAGGAAAAGAAAUGGAAUGAAGAGAGAGCAAUUCAUCUGAGAGAAACACAAACAACUUUACCAGCACAAAGAGAAGAGCAGACACAGAUACUGGUGGAUAAUUACUGGUUUAUCCAGCAGGAUGUUUCUCCUAAAGAAGAAGUGUUUGCUAAAGCUGUGGAUGUUUACAAAGAGACCACAGAGGAGGAAGUACAGCUAGUUGAAAAGGAAGUAAAGACAAUAACAUUUGAGGUGGACAGAAGAGAAAUGGUAGAAACAUCUCAUGAAGUGGUUCAGAUGAAUCCAGUACCUUUUGAGAAAAGAGGUGAUCCUUCAGCUGCUUCCACGGACACAGCAGAGCAAAAUGCAGAGAUUAGACGGUGGAUAGAGGCGAAACUCCAAAGAGCAAACACUCUAACACCUGUCCAGAUGAAAGAUGAUUGGCACAUUUUGCUGGAAUCUUUACUUCCUCUAUCAGGUGCUACCAUGGACACAGCAGAGCAAAAAGCAGCGAUUAGACGGAGGGUAGAGGCGAAACUCCAAAGAGCAAACACUCUAACACCUGUCCAGAUGAAAGAUGACUGGUACAUUUUGCUGGAAUUGCUUCCACGAUGUACACAGACCAUGCAACCUGCACUACCCCUGUCAGAUGCAGCAGGCCUGAGAUUUCAGCAAACAGUCACAAUCGAGGAAAAGGAAGUAACAUUUGACAAGAAGCCGAUGAUCAUCAAAGAGAAGCAAGUGAUAGUAGGAGGAAUGGAAAAGAAAAUUCCUGCCACAAUGCGUGAGGAUGAAGACAACUGGUUUGUGCUUUUUACACCAGCACAGAUUGAGAAGAAGGCCAUUUCCACAGCAGGUGUGUCAGAGAUGUGGAUUCUGGAAGAAAAGAGAUUAAGGGAGGUGCAGAAGGGGCGACUCAGAGAGGAUGUGAAGAGAAGCCAUGUGGUGGAGGACAGAAGACUUCAUCCCUCUGUGCCUGGACUAAAAGCAGAAGGGCGUCAUAGGGAAGUGAUUGAUGACUGGUUCCUCCUGCUGGAGCCUGUUUCUAAAAAAUCAGUGAGCGUGGACAGGAGAGCUGAGGAAGAUCGGUGUAGGAAGGAGGAGUUGUUUAAGAAGCAAACCUUGGCAGAAGAUAGAAAAAAAGUGGCAGGAUUCAAACCUCCUUCAGUUUCUGUCAUCGCACUGACUCCAGCUGACCAGCCAAUGACAUCAACGCCCACUGCACAAUCUGUUCGCAUCACAAGACCCACCUAUCAAGAGGAGAGUCUAAAGAGACUAGACAUCACGCAGGAGAUCACACAAGACAUAACGCAGGAAUCUAAGGUGGAAACAGAGUCCAUCAUUAAGAGAAAGAGAAGAGAGAAGAGAAUUGAGGGUGAAUCCAUUUACAUCCGUCACAGCAUUCUAAUGUUAGAGGACUCUGAUGUGACUCAGGAGUUGGUGUUGAGGCACCAUGCCAGCGUCAGCAAGUUAAAGCGCCUCUUUAUGGAAGACUUGCCUGUGUUUGGUCCCACUGAGUGGGACAGGCGUCUCUCAUCAUACACUCCUGUUGUCUACCCCAAAUUACCCAAUGGCGAGCUAUUUACUGGCAUAGACAUAAUGGGAGCAGAUGGAUUAUUGGCCAUGUGAUUUCGCUCCAGCCUGUUAUCCAGAGUGAAUCCUCUGUCAUAUCAACAGAACCUAUUUUCUUUGUUACACCAUUUUGUCAUUGAUGCAUUGCUAUUAUUACUUGGUAAUAUAAGCUGUAUACAGUUUUUAUUUUUAUCUGCAGUAAAUACUAUAGAACCUAUAUUUUGUAAUACUUAGCAUUACAGUGGUUUGUGGCCUAAAGCAGAUGUCUAAUAUCUGGUAACGAAUGUGAUGAUAUCACUGUUGAUGUAGGCUUGUCAGUAUUCAGUAGCUACAUUUUAAAAGCUGUGGAAACCUAACAAGAAUCAGAAUUGAAGCAAAAUAUGUGUAGGUUUGUUUGGGUAAUAUUAGCAUUAUGCCAGUCAUCAGAGACCAAUUAAAAUUAUCAGAAUUAAACCCCAAACUCAGAUCACUUUUAGGAUUGCAGACGUUCUUCAGCCAGUAUUAUCAGGAUCUUGGAAUGGUUGUUGAAAUGCUUUUAUUGUCAUUAUGUGUAUAGGUGUGGUUUUCAAAAUAAAUAAUAAGAAGAAGAGGCAGAAGAAUAAAAAAAUAGACUUAGAUUCACUUUGUAAAUGCCCAGUUAUAGUUUGUUUAUUAGGUUUACAGUCUGUAUAUGUAGAUAACACAAAAUUCCACUUACAGUCUGUUUGCACAAGUUUUGUUGAUUUAUUCUUGUCAUGACAAUACUUUAUUUGCCAUAAAGUCUGCUAAAAUAUUAA